CCUUAUAAAAUCGUCGGCCUUGUCUCAUCUGAAUCAGUUCAUCUUUCACUUCCAUAUAUGUGACAUUUUUAAAAUGCUGGGUAAACUCUACGUUGUUCUAGCCGCAGCUACAGUAGCAAACUGCGGAUUUUUAAACGGAGACAUACAUGGCGACCUCAGUCCUCCAUCUGCUGGUCUGCAGUUCAGCACUGGAUAUGGAGAUGGCGCACCCAGCAUUCCUUUGGGUGCCAACCUACAACCAGCAAUUGAAUCACAUGGAGUAGAAUCGUACUCAUCCUCCGGUUCAUUAGGUGGCGGCUUUGAAGCCCAUUCUGUUCCCGCUCCAUCAGUUAUCGAAGGCCCUGCUAUAAGUAGUGGAUAUUCAUCAAUUGGAGGAUAUGCAUCAGGUGGAGGAUAUGCAUCAGGUGCUGGAUAUGCAUCCGGUGUUGGAUAUGCAUCCAGUGGAGGAGUGGCAUCAGGUGUUGAUUACGCAUCCAGUGGAGGAGUGUCAUCAGGCGGCGGAUAUGCAGUAGGAGGCGGUUUUGCCUCAAAUAGCGGAUUCGGAGCUGGUUCGGGAAUAGUAGGAGGCGGGGGAGCAUUUGCUAGUGGGCCAAUCGUCUCAGGAAAUGCAAUUGUGGGUGGCGCUGCCAUAGGAAUAUCUGGUGGUGGAGAUCUUCAAAACCAUGGUCCACUAAACGAUGCUGGUACUACUUAUGAUCAUCGGUACGAACGAGUCCUCGUACCACAACCCGUUCCAGUUCCAGUCAACGUGGACAGACCAUAUCCCGUUCCAGUACCAGUACCCAGACACGUAGACGUUCCUCGACCUGUAAGAGUAGAAGUACCCACUCCAGUGCAAGUUGAAGUGAGAAGACCAGUACCGGUUCCAGUACCCCGACAAGUGCCCGUUCCAGUAAAAACUCCAGUUUACCACAAAAUCCCCACACCCGUACACGUUAGAGUUCCAAGGCCUUAUCCCGUGGUGAUUGCCAGACCAUACCCAGUUCAUGUGCCUGUUAAGGUUGCAGUUAAAAUACCGGUGCCGGUAGGAGUCCACUCAACUGGACCAGUUGGAGUGCACGCUCAAGGUGGAUACGUUACUUUGAGGAAUCAAGGGCAUGGAGGCUGGUCUAAUGGCUGGUCUAGCGGCGGCGGAUGGUAAUGCGCUCAAUUUUUCAAGACAUCCAUUUUUGUUACCUGUUCUAGUCUGACUUAGUUUCAUAGUUUUUGUUGAGUUUGUUUGUUAUGAAAUUGCUUAAUACACUUUAUUGAAAUACA
Dendroctonus ponderosae (mountain pine beetle) is the source of this 1257-nucleotide messenger RNA. RefSeq names its product skin secretory protein xP2. The record is from RefSeq and is a predicted model, not a curated record. NCBI's taxonomy places the organism in Eukaryota, Metazoa, Arthropoda, Insecta, Coleoptera, Curculionidae. The transcript has 2 exons. Bases 74 to 1141 code for a protein of 355 amino acids.